Messenger RNA from Physeter macrocephalus (sperm whale), 2702 nucleotides. RefSeq names its product acetoacetyl-CoA synthetase (gene AACS). The record is from RefSeq and is a predicted model, not a curated record. Gene Ontology annotation, molecular function: acetoacetate-CoA ligase activity. The transcript is spliced from 20 exons. Lineage: Eukaryota; Metazoa; Chordata; Mammalia; Artiodactyla; Physeteridae. Gene Ontology annotation, biological process: positive regulation of insulin secretion; lipid metabolic process.
UGGACAUGUUUGUGGAAACCCUGUGGAAAGUUUGGGCGGAGCUCUUGGACGUCCUUGGACUUGACGAGGGCAGGAAUUUUGCUUCGCUCUGUGCUGUAUCUGCCAAGCCCGCACAGUGUCCGGUAUCCAGCAGGCGCUCGGUAAAUAAGGGCAGGAAGAAUAAAUCAAUCGUGAAUGAAUGAACACAUGAACGAGCCUGCGGCCUCUGGCUCUUGCCCUCCGGCGCUGCUUUAACCCCUUCGCUCUCCAGUUGCUCCACGUCGGCCGCUCCGCUCAGCCCCGUGUCCCGCGACCCGGCCUCCGCCGCCGCCCGCGGCCCGGUCCCCAUCCCCGCGCAGCCCCGGCCUUCUCGCCGGUCGUCCCCGUCGCAGCCAUGUCCAAGGAGCCGCGGGCUGGGCGGGAGGAGAUCCUGGAGUGCCAGGUGAUGUGGAAGCCUGACAGCAGGAAGAACACGCAGAUGGACCGCUUCCGGGAGGUCGUGGGCGCCGCCUACGGCCUGGCGCUGGAAAAUUAUGACGACUUAUAUCAUUGGUCAGUUGAGUCUUAUUCAGACUUCUGGGCAGAGUUCUGGAAAUUCAGUGGGAUUGUCUUCUCACGCAUGUAUGAUGAGGUCGUGGACACGUCCAAAGGGAUUGCGGACGUCCCUGAGUGGUUCAAAGGCAGUCGCCUCAACUACGCGGAAAACCUCCUGCAGCGCAGGGAGGAUGACGGAGUGGCCCUUACGUGGCACGUGAGGGAAGGCAGGGAGGAGAUCGUGAAGGUGAGUUUUGAAGAGCUGCGGCGACAGGUGGCUUUGUACGCCGCGGCGAUGAGGAAGAUGGGCGUGAGGAGAGGAGACCGGGUCAUCGGUUAUUUACCCAACAGUGCGCACGCCGUGGAGGCCAUGCUGGCGGCCACGAGCGUGGGCGCCAUCUGGAGCUCCACGUCCCCAGACUUCGGCGUGAACGGCGUUCUGGACCGGUUUUCUCAGAUUCAGCCAAAGCUCAUCUUCUCCGUGGAGGCCGUCGUGUACAAUGGCAAAGAGCACGUCCACCUGGACAAGCUGCGGCAGGUCGUUAAAGGACUAGCAGACCUGAAGAAAGUGGUGGUGAUUCCUUACGUUUCCUCCAGAGAGAAGAUAGACAUUUCCAAGAUUCCAAAUAGCGUGUUCCUGGAGGACUUCCUGGCCACUGGGCAGGGUGCACAAGCCCCCCAGCUGGAGUUCGAGCAGCUGCCCUUCAGCCACCCGCUCUUCAUCCUGUUUUCGUCCGGCAUGACCGGAGCGCCCAAGUGCAUGGUGCACUCGGCCGGGGGAACCCUCAUCCAGCACCUGAAGGAACACAUUCUUCACGGCAACAUGACCAGCGGUGACAUCAUCCUGUAUUACACCACGGUCGGCUGGAUGAUGUGGAACUGGGUGGUGUCUGCUCUCGCCACGGGGGCGGCCGUGGUCCUAUAGGACGGCUCCCCGCUGGUGCCCACCCCCAGUGUGCUCUGGGACCUGGUCGACAGGAUCGGCAUCACCAUCCUCGGAACGGGUGCGAAGUGGCUGUCAGUGCUGGAAGAGAAAGACGUGAAACCAGUGGAAACUCACAGUCUCCAGACGCUGCACACGAUCCUGUCCACCGGCUCCCCACUGAAAGCCCAGAGCUACGACUAUGUCUACAGGUGCAUCAAGAGCAGCGUCCUCCUGGGCUCCAUCUCAGGCGGCACCGACAUCAUGUCUUGCUUCGUGGGCCAGAAUCCUUCCAUUCCUGUGUACAAGGGGGAGAUUCAGGCCCGGAACCUGGGCAUGGCCGUGGAGGUGUGGAAUGAGGAAGGAAAGGCAGUCUUGGGGGAGAGCGGUGAACUGGUGUGUACCAAGCCGCUCCCCUGUCAGCCCACGCACUUUUGGAACGACGAGAACGGCAGCAAGUACCGGAAGGCGUAUUUCUCCAAAUUCCCAGGUGUCUGGGUGCACGGCGACUACUGCAGAAUCAACCCCAGGACCAGGGGCGUCGCCAUGCUGGGCCGAAGCGACAGCACACUCACCCCCAGCGGAGUGCGAUUCGGCGGCUCCGAAAUCUGUAACAUCGUGGAGGCCUUCAAGGAGGUGCUGGACAGCCUGUGUGUCCCCCAGUACAACAAGGACGGGGAGGAGAGGGUGGUCCUCUUCCUGAAGAUGGCUUCCGGCCACACCUUCCAGCCCGACCUGGUGAAGAGGAUCUGCAGCGCCAUCCGCCUGGGCCUGUCCGCCCGGCACGUGCCCAGCCUCAUCCUGGAGACCCAGGGCAUCCCGUACACCCUCAACGGCAAGAAAGUGGAAAUGGCCGUGAAGCAGAUCAUCGCGGGGAAAACCGUGGAGCACCGCAGAGCCUUCUCGAACCCCGAGACCCUGGAUUUGUACCGGGACGUCCCCGAGCUGCAGGACUUCUGAGCCAGGCCAGCUGGCACGUCCCUGAGCCACACACGUCUAUACUGUCACUUCUCUGCGUUCAAGAAGUUACUUAGAGGGGCUUCCCUGGUGGCGCAGUGGUUAGCAAUCCGCCUGCCGGUGCGGGGGACACGGGUUCGAGCCCCGGUCCGGGAGGAUCCCACAUGCCGCGGAGCAGCGAAGCCCGUGCGCCACAACUACUGAAGCCUGCGCUCUAGAGCCCGUGCUCUGCAACGAGAGAAGCCACCGCAAUGAGAAGCCCGCUCGCUGCAACUAGAGAAAGCCCGGGUGCAGCAACGAAGACCCAACG